AUGGUUAAGGAGAACAAUUACAAUGGCAAUAAUGCUAUUAAUCUGGUUCCCGAAGCAAAUAGAGCACUGCAGGAUUAUGCUAUUCCUCUUUUGCAAGGUUUACACCGAAGCAUUAGGAGACCUUCUAUCAAUGCAAAUAAAUUUGAAAUUAAACCAGCUUACAUUCAGAUGAUCCAAUCUUCAGUCCAAUUUGGUAAGUUACCCAAUGAUGAUCCUAAUUCUCAUUUGGUAAAUUUCCUGGAGAUUUACGAUGCCUUUAAAUACAAUAGAGUAACUGAUAAUGCUAUUAGAUUGAGACUGUUUUCGUUUUCUCUGAGGGAUAAAGCAAAAAGCUGGCUUAAUUCACUGCCCAAUGGGUCUAUCACUACAUUGGAGGACUUGGGUCAAAAGUUUCUCGCAAAGUUUUUCUCACCUACAAAGAUUGCAAAAAUGAGGAAUGAUAUCACCUCAUUCAUACAAUUUGAUGUUGGGUUAAUAAAAAUCACAAUUGAUGUUGCUGUUGUUGGGGCAUUAAUGAGUAAGAAUGCUGCAGAUGCUUAUAAUUUGUUAGAAGAGAUGGCCUCAAUAAUUAUCAAUGGCCUUCAAAAAGGUCCUUCCAAUCCAAACCUUAACAUGCCUCCUGGUAUUCAACGACAAGCUAGACCACCAAUUCCUGAAAAGAAGUCCCAAACCCAAGUGGGACAGCUUGCAAAUUCCAUCAACAAUAAACCUCAAGGUGCCUUACCAAGUGAUACACAAGUCAAUCCCAAAGGUAAUGAGCAUUGUAAUGCAGUUACCCUUAGGAGUGGAAAAGAAGUUGAAGGGGUGAAUGAAAAAUCAAUUGAAUAUUCAAAGAAGCAUAUAUAUGAUGAAAAGGUAAUUGUUGAGAAAGAAGUUGAGGUGGAAAAGACAGAUAAUGGGCAAGUUAAAAAUCGAGGGAAUUCUCAAGCAAAUUAUCUUCCACCAUCAUUCCCACAAAGGUUGAAAAAGCAAAAGCUUGAUAAACAGUUUAAGAAAUUUCUCAAUGUCUUUAAGAAGCUCCACAUAAAUAUCCCUUUUGCUAAAGUUUUGGAAAACAUGCCAAGUUAUGUUAAAUUCUUGAAAGACAUCUUAACCAAGAAGAGGAAACUAGAAGAUUUUGAAAUAGUGGCACUUACUGAGGAGUGUAGCGCAAUAAUUCAAAACAAGCUUCCACCAAAACUUAAGGAUUUAGGGAGUUUUUCUAUCCCUUGUACUAUUAAUAGAUUUAAAUUUACUAAAGCUUUAUGGGAUUUGGGUGCAGGUGUUUCAAUUAUGCCUUUGUCGAUUGCUGAGAAACUUGGACUUAAUGAGAUACGACCUACCAUAGUUUCUUUGCAAUUAGCAGAUAAAACAAUCAGGUACCUUGUUGGGAUUAUUGAGGAUGUAUUGGUUAAAGUUGGGCAUCUCUACAUUCUGGUGGAUUUCAUUGUGCUUGAGAUGGAAGAGGAUCUAGAAAUUCCUUUAAUCUUGGGACGACCAUUCUUGGCUACUGCAGGUGUAAUCAUUGAUGUGAGGGAAGGCAAGAUAACUUUUAAAGUUGGAGAAGAGGUAAUUGGUUUCGAAAAAAGUAAAAAAAAAAAGAUCAAAAAAGCUGAAACAAAAUGUUUCAGCAUCGCGGCCUUCAAAGGGAUUGUCGUGGCACUGGACAAACCAAGGAAAGUAGAACGUUUGAGCACCGCAGCGCUAAAACCCAAAGUGUAA
Molecule: messenger RNA, 1701 nt
Organism: Theobroma cacao (cacao)
Lineage: Eukaryota; Viridiplantae; Streptophyta; Magnoliopsida; Malvales; Malvaceae
Source: RefSeq, a predicted model, not a curated record